Anopheles maculipalpis is the source of this 1133-nucleotide messenger RNA. Its product is annotated as mitochondrial amidoxime reducing component 2-like. Gene Ontology annotation, molecular function: pyridoxal phosphate binding; catalytic activity; molybdenum ion binding. The transcript is spliced from 3 exons. NCBI's taxonomy places the organism in Eukaryota, Metazoa, Arthropoda, Insecta, Diptera, Culicidae. The record is from RefSeq and is a predicted model, not a curated record. Bases 5 to 1126 code for a protein of 373 amino acids.
AUUAAUGAUUGAUUUCUGCUCGAUACCGCUCACUUUUAGGCAUCAUCGCGAAGCGGACGGGUUGUCGGAGGAGAUGCUAUCCAGAGUUUCCGUUCUACAUCUAGAGUUGCUGAACAAUGGUGGUGCGGGUGGAACGGGCGGCAAACCAACGGCCGGUCAGCUGUUGGCCGUUGCCGCCGGUAUCGGUGCAGCGACGGCACUCGGGUACGGUGUGUACCGGUUGCUAAAGUACCGGGCGGAACAGCGACCUCCCACCGAAUGGCACCGGGUCGGUGAAGUGUCCGAUCUGUGGAUUUACCCGAUUAAAUCGUGCGGUGCAGUCCGGAUGCGCCAAUUCCAGUGUUCCCCGAUCGGACCCCAGCUUGGACUGUUGCGGGAUCGUAUCUUUAUGGUGGUUAAAAGUGAGGACGGCAAGUUUAUUACCGGCCGGUCCCAUCCAACGCUAGUGCUGGUACAGCCCGCCUUCGAUGAGCAGUACGAACGGAUGACCCUAUCCGCACCGGGCAUGAUGGACAUAGUGGUGAACGUGAAGCAACUGCUCGAAACCGUACCGGGCAAAUUUUCCGUCUGGGAUCAACCGGUCGCGGCGGUUGACUGCGGCGAGGAGGUAGCCCGCUGGUUGUCACGCUUUAUACUAAGCGAAGACUUUGGCCUCCGACUCGUCUACUAUCCACUGGAGUGUCCGACACGCCCGGUGCGGGAAAAGAAUCGCAUUCACGCCCUGCUGACGGCACGUGACUCGGGUGCGCUGCACGAUGCAACGAGCUAUAUGCUCGUGUCGGAAGCAUCGGUAGCGGAUGUGAACUCAAGGUUAGAGAAACCGGUACCGGCGCUACAGUACCGGGCGAACAUACUGGUCAAGGGACCGGGUGCCUUCGAGGAGGACAACUGGAAGUGGAUCCGGAUCGGGGAAACGGUGUACCGGAACGUGAAACCUUGCACCAGAUGCCUCUUUACGAACGUUGAUCCCGAAACCGGUGUCAGCAAUCCGGCCCAGGAACCGCUGAACACGCUCCGGAAGUAUCGGCUAAAGCCCGGCCUUGGCAGCUCACCGGUCGUCGGUAUGCAGAUGGGCAUCCGGACGCUCGGUUCGAUCGGACUCGGUGACACCGUGUACGUCGGCUGAUUGACGC